This is a messenger RNA of Aureobasidium musti, 936 nucleotides long. Lineage: Eukaryota; Fungi; Ascomycota; Dothideomycetes; Dothideales; Saccotheciaceae. The record is from the annotation of a GenBank genome assembly.
AUGUCUUCUUCUCUGAUAUUCAUUACCGGCGGUACUGGCUUCAUUGGCUCACAUGUAACCCUCGCCGUUCUCAGGUCUGGAUACCGUGUCCGUCUUAGCGUCCGGCGCCCCGACCAGGAGGCGGCCAUCAGGAAACUUUUCCCAGCAUACCAGUCACAAAUUGAGACAGUCGUCAUACCCGACAUUACUCGACGAGAGGCGUUUGUCGAGGCGCUUAAAGACGUCGACCAUGUUUUCCACUUGGCCUCACCCAUGCCGGGUCAAGGUGAAGACGUAAAGGAAGAUUACGUCGAUCCCGCGGUCCACGGCACAACUAGCAUGCUAUAUGCAGCUUUGGACUAUCCCCAGAUCAAAAAAAACACCGGCGAGGUCCUUCCGAUCGAUCUAGAUAUGGAGGAGUUCAAACAAAAGGGUAUGCAAGGACAUGGAUCAAAGUAUCGAGCCUCGAAGAUCCUAGCCCACCAAGCCACGAGGGACUUUCUACAGAAAGAGAAGCCAAGUUAUACCGUGUUGACUUUCCAUCCCUCAUUUGUCUUGGGCGAAGAUUUUGCUCAAGAGUCACCCGAGCAGAUGCGGGGCAUGAUGUCGUUUCUCUGGAUGUCGCUCUCACUCGAGAAGCCUAUACUUGCAAGUGCAUGGGUCCAUGUUGACGAUGUCGCUCAGGCUCAUGUCAACGCUAUCACGACGUCAACACCGAUCCCCUCUGGUACGGAAUUUAUCUUGAGCGCUCCCCCCUUCCCUUGGGAAGAAGCUAUUGCACAUCUGGAAGAAACCUAUCCUUUCGUGGAAUGUAAGCUCCAAGGUCCAUUUGGGCCAAUUUAUGAGCUUCAAUAUCUGGCUGCCGAGAACAUCCUUGAUAUCAAAUGGACUUCGAAGGAAAAGACCAUGAACGAUGUCAUGAAUCAGCAACUCUCUCUGCGAGCGAAUCGUGCUUGA